Ostrea edulis (European flat oyster) is the source of this 1113-nucleotide messenger RNA. RefSeq lists its product as uncharacterized. Bases 119 to 721 code for a protein of 200 amino acids. The transcript is spliced from 2 exons. The record is from RefSeq and is a predicted model, not a curated record. NCBI's taxonomy places the organism in Eukaryota, Metazoa, Mollusca, Bivalvia, Ostreida, Ostreidae.
GCGUUUAGGUCAGGAACCGUUACUGUGCAGGUUUAAAUGGAUUAUACGCCAAAUUAAAGGUGCAAUGGUUAAAAGCUGAAUUAGAUAUAAAGGAAGAUAACAAGUGGUGACUGGAUUUAUGCUGCAUGGUGUUGGAGGAGACGUUGAACACUGGUUGUGUCGUUGGAACGGUGGAAUGCAACUAGGCUCCAUUUCAAUAUCGAGGAAAACGUUCAACACCUCUUCAUCUAAAACGCACUCGUUGACUGAGCCCCAUAUAACACAGUUCAAUUUCAUUAAUAUUUACCAGAUCAGAAGUCGCCACUUGCUCCGUCAUGUUAUCGAUCUGAUUCAUACCGGGAACUCGUGUAAUUUGUCUACUUCUACCAAUAUGCCAAGGAGUGGUCCCAAAUUCUUUCUCUGUUUCAACUGUCCAUGGAGAGUAAAACCAAAACACAGAUCCAGGAUUUCAAAGAAAUAUAGGACAGUGAUCACCACUCUGAUAGGGAGGGCACCAUCUGAUCAUGAUUUUCUGUGCAAUAGAUGCCAGAGUGUGUGUGUUGCUCCCAUAUUAAAUAGAAGAAUAUCAAGUCGGUUAGGCCACAGAUUCAAGACAGUCCAGCACCACCACCACCCCCAGCAGUUCUUCCAAUUAGUCCCCCUUCUGUAUCACUCUCAUUCCCAUGUACAUCAAGAGGGCACACUUCAUGCUGUAUCUGUGAGUGACCAGGUCCAAAGUUAGUUGUAGUCCCAGUAGGAGUAAGGCAUGAAAUCUUCAUUUCAAAAGAGGCCAUCAUUCCUGCCGGGGCUCGCUUCUGUACAAAUCACCUACAACAAGACAUAGAAGAACUUGAACCUAUUGCUGACAACACCAUGUUCAACAAAAUAGGAGUGACACAAUUAAUCAAUCAAGUUUUUGAGAGCUGAAGUUUUGAGAAAAGAGAAAAUAAGGUUGGAUUUUGACAACAGUGAAAGUCUAACAGCGAGCAUCAGAAUCUCCUGGGAACCCCUAAAGCUGCUUUUGAGGACUUGCUGACAUAUGUAAACCUGUAGAAUAUGGAAACUUGUGCUAGAUAAAAGCUUUAUAACCUUUCUACCAGUGAUGUAUUUGUUGACAAUAAAAAGGGUAUUUGA